AUGGGAGGAAACAAGAAAAGACAAAAGAAGCUGAAGAAUGUUCCACAAAUUCCUGGCAUUCAAGUCCCUACCUCUGUUGCUGACACUUCCUUGCUCAAGGACCUAACCCGAGGACAACAGUGCUACUUUUACAGCAUCAUGAGGAUUUAUGACUCCAGGCCUCAGUGGGAGGCCCUGCAGAGCCGCUAUAUUCAGAGCCUGGCACACCAGCAGCGGCUGGGCUAUAUCACCCAGCAGGAAGCCUUGGCUUGUGGUACUCUCCUUAUAGAGUCAACCAAGAAAGCCUCAGCCAAGGUAGCAAAGCAAUGGACCGUUUCCCAGAAGUCUUCAGCCAUGACAAGAAAAUGUCUGUCAGCAAGACCCAAGUCUGCAGUUGGUCCCAGGGCCCACAGUGCACGCCAUAGUGAUCAGCUUGGUCCCAAAGAUUCAGGUUCUAGUCUGUCCCAGUCACUUAGUAUUCUCCAGAAACUUACACUUACCAGUCUGACUGCCAAGAAGAUGAACACUUGGCCUUCACACAAAAUUCAUGUAGACAUCUUUCCCAAGCAACCAGACUCUCAGCAGAGCAAGAAAUAG
Dipodomys ordii (Ord's kangaroo rat) is the source of this 576-nucleotide messenger RNA. It is a transcript of the gene Fam216b, whose product is annotated as family with sequence similarity 216, member B. The record is from RefSeq and is a predicted model, not a curated record. The transcript has 4 exons. Lineage: Eukaryota; Metazoa; Chordata; Mammalia; Rodentia; Heteromyidae. Bases 1 to 576 code for a protein of 191 amino acids.